Messenger RNA from Drosophila serrata, 7187 nucleotides. It is a transcript of the gene RhoGEF64C, whose product is annotated as Rho guanine nucleotide exchange factor at 64C. Gene Ontology annotation, biological process: positive regulation of Rho protein signal transduction. The record is from RefSeq and is a predicted model, not a curated record. Lineage: Eukaryota; Metazoa; Arthropoda; Insecta; Diptera; Drosophilidae. Gene Ontology annotation, molecular function: guanyl-nucleotide exchange factor activity.
UCGUGGAGCUCGAGACGCGCAUCUCGCGUUCCGUCUGCGGUAUAUAGACGAGUCUGCUGGAAAAAUAGACACCAUCUUUGGGGCAAAGCGUCUUCUUCUUAGCCGAAGAACGAACGUUUUCCCAGGGCCCGAAACUGCGGUGUGUCUCUGUGUGUGUGUGUUUUGUGCGCGUUUUACUUUGCUGUGCCCUCGUGUGCGUGUUACCAUUUGCAUUUUGGCUUCGGUCUUAAGCUUUUAACUCGCUUUUCGUUCCAUUUCGCCGCGUUGCACUUCUCGAUCGCUUUUUUCGUUACGUUUCCCUCGUUAUUUUCGGUGGGGGCUUUGCUGCAAUUACCGCAAGAAAACGUGUUUGUGUCUAAACUAAAGCAGCUGCAGCUGCAUUUCACUCAAAAGUGUUGGAAUAUAAAUUAAGCCAGAGAGAGAGAGAGAGAAAAUAAAUAAAUAUAAGAAGUAAAGAGUGCUCGAUAAAAAAGAAAACGUCACUCGGAGUGCGUUCUUCUUCUAUUUGUUCGCCAGUUAACAUUGUGCUCAUAAUUUAUUUUAUACCCAGAGAUAUGCAAAUAGAAAGCAACAAAUUUGUACAACAAGUGGAAUAUUUCAACGCUUGAAGUGGGCUGUGCAGCGUUUAAUGGCCGAUGGAUAAAGUGAGUUGCCCAGCGAAGAGAAUCGGAACUCACUUGGCCGCAAUUUCCCUUUUGGAAGUCAAAGGCUGAAAUAAAGGCAGAGAAGACAUAAACACAGCAUAAUUGAAGCCGAGCGAGUGCGAAAGACACCGGAGAUUAAGCAGGCAGCAGGCGGUUUUCAGCUGAUGGACAACAAAGGACAGAGUGCAUCGAAGCCAUUAAUUUAAAUUGGAUAUUAUGAGCGCACUAGCAGCGAAGACAGAAAGCUCAUGUACGACAAGUCCAAGAAAUCGUGGAGUCAGCGGCUCAAGACGCUCGGCAGCGGUGACACUGUGGACAAGAACGCCUCUUUAGCGGCCGUCAGCGGGAUGCAGGCCAUGCAGCAGUUGCAGCUGCACAUGCAGCACCAACACCAGCAGCAUCAGCAGCAGCACCUGCAACAGCAGCAACUCCAGCAGCAGCAGCAACACUUGCCCCACCAUGGUCAUCACCAGAUGGUGACCGCCUACCAGCUCCCACCUGUGCCCGGCGCCGAGUUCCUGCCCAGCGCCCUGUCGCGCUCCAUGAAGUAUGCGGAGCCCUGGAUCUACGGAACGGUGAGGGGUAUCCCGGCCAGGCCCUCUUACGGAUAUCAUCCCCAUGCGGCAGCCAUUUUUGCGGCGGCAGAGGGUAUGCCGGGAACCACAGCUCUGGCCGUGGUGAUCUGCUCCUGUGCCGAGUACUUGAACGGCACAAAACGUGACGUGAAGAAGGCGAGCGUGUGCAAGAAGUGCAAGGGCUCCCGUCUGCCGCUGGCCAACAUCGGAGGAGCAGCUGGGGGCACCGUGCGACUGCCAGCUGUCAGCGGCAGUGGCAACGCGUCCUCCUCGCGGCGACCCAUGUCCGCCACGAUGCGUGUGGUGAGUGCCACGAAGAAAUCACGUCCCUCCAUUCUGGAUCCGCAGAAGGAUCCCUAUGACCUGAUGCGGCGCACGCGACUCCUGUCCCCGGAGCCGAGCUCCAAGGAUGCGGACGGCAAGUCACGUAGCCGCAGUGAGCCGGCUGGGAAUCCAACCAGGGGUCGCACUCGCACCCGGGCACCACCGCCGCCGCCCGUCAUGAGCUCCGUUUCCAAAACGGCAGCCACUCCCUCCUCCCUAGUGGAUCCCACGGACUGCUGGCUAAUGGAGGACAACGAAUCUCUGCUCCAGAGCAGCGGCCUGGCAUCUAGUAGGGCCUCCAACCGGCGGUCCAUCCUCCGAUGCCACGUCAAUCCCUAUGACCUGAUCUCAAGCGAACUGCAGCGUAACCUGAGGAAGCCCAACGACGAAUUCGAUGUGGCGGAUGCCCAACUCAACGACGAUGCCGUGGAGCGCCAGCAGCGGACCAGCAGCAAAUUCUACAGCGGCAAUGUGACGGCCAUCGCCGGCCAGCGGAUUAGUCUGGGCGAGAAGGACGCCUCCGAUCCGGGUGACAGUUACGAGCGAAUUAUGAUAGUCUCCGGUGGAGAUGCAGCGACGACCAAUGGACCGCGUCGACCGCCGCGCAACAAGAAGAUGGAUGAGCCCGCGGAGGUAACAGUGGGAACUGCUGCAGCUGCAACUCUUCCAGCUCCAGCUAGCAGUCCUCCAGCAGCGAGCCCUCCAGCUCCAGUAAAAGCCACUACUGCCACUGACGAGGAGGAGGAGGCGGAGGUCGAUGAUUCCCCCUACACAGUGCUCACUGUGACGCCCACGGAAUCUGCUCUGAAGUCCAUUCUGAAGCGUCCCGUCACUCUGGACCUGUCUGUCUCGGCUCCGCCGCCGCUGCCGCCGCCGUCGGCUGACAUUUCUGGCCAGGCAACGCCCUCGGGCAAGUCGCAGUUCUAUAUACCGACGCCAACGGGAACGGGCUCGGGCUCGGGCUCGAGCUCGGGAUCUCCGCCCCUGGACACAUCAACACUCACGCCCACAGCCACAUCCACACCCACUCCCACUGGAGGAGCAACUACAAUCACGCCGGGCUCACGCAAAAAAGUGCAAUUUAUGGUCGAGGAUAAAGUCAUAGCCACGACUGUGACAGCGGCGACAACUGAUGAUGGCGGCGAUGUCUGUGUUGCCGCUGCCACGAAAACCAACUACGAAUACUACAAUCGCAAGCGAAAUGCAGCUGCAGCUGCAGCAGCAGCAACCACGUCGUCAGGAGCGGCAGCAACAUCAUCCGGCGCAGCGGCAACAUUGCUACCAGAUCAGCAGGAGGCUGGAGCUGCUGAUGAGCAGUAUAACUUUACAGCUUCCGCGACAGCAAAGCCGGAUAGUUUGCAUUAUGAAGAUGUCGUUCCAGGACCCCAAAUAUUUGACAGCGGCGACAACGUAGCUGCAUCCUCGAAAUUAUUACUGCCAGCCGUGGACGUCGGGUCGCCGCAUGUCACUGCGAAUCCUGUCAGCGCUGCGCCAACUGGCACGUCAGCAGGAGUUGGAGCGCCAGGAGCGGGAGUUGGGGUUCCAGGAGCAGAAACAGGAACAGGAGCAACAGCAACCCAAAAGACGACAGCAGCAAAUCGCGAUUAUGACGAUGAUGACGAGCACAACGACAAGGAUGAGAGUCAGGACAACAAACACAACGACUUGACUAGAAGGGCAGAAGAGGAGCAGGCGGCGGCCAGGACUCGGGAUUGUGUGGCCCAGGAUAAGAAGAAAAAGGUCGAGGGGCUGGAGGGACAGAAGGAGAUGGGGACGAAGGAUGCUGUUGCCAAGCCUGCGGCAAGUCAAAAGCGUGCAGCACAAACGACACAAUCGCGAAAUCCCAUCAGACGGGCGCACAGCGAACGGCAUUUGUCGACCGCGCCCGUCCACGCCCACUCCAGAGGCAGCGCCUCCUCCGCAUCCCCCUCUGGCAGCGACUCCCACUCCAUUCCCGUCUCCAGUGGGCCCCAGAAUGUCAUUUUAAAUUUUAAGGACACAAUGGCGCUGCGCAUAAAAAGCAACCGCAGCGACUCGAGAGAUUUAUUUCAAAGGAGGCCCACUGAGCCGCCUCCGCCGCCGCCAAGAAGUGGUGGUGGUGGUAGUGCUGUAGGAUCUGGACCAGGCAAAGGAUUAGAGCGGCUGCCGCACGAAAUCAAUAAGUCGCCAGCGACUCCCCAGAGGACGGUGGUGCGGGUGGCGCCCUUCAAGCAGCCGCAUCAUCAUCAUCAUCAGGUGGGUGAGCACGAGGUGCAUCGCCUGAAGAUCUCGCACAGCGAGGAGGAUUCCGACUUGGGUGUGGAACUGCGCCGCAGACCCAACACCUUGCUGCUCCACCCGGAAGAGGAGGAUGACGCCACCCCCAAGAAGACCUCCAUUCUGAUUAGCGGCGACGAUUGCUACUCCACUAUGAACUUGAGCGCUGAUGCCGCCCAGCCGCUGUACCAGUCCUCGGUGGUGGUAAACAGCCACUCGGCCACGAGCGUCUGCAUCAACGUGAGCAGCGCCGAGGAGCAGGAGCAGGAGCAGCAGCUUAACCAGCUGAACACGCUGCGCAGCCAGCAGAUGGGAAUGGGAAUGGGCAUUGCCAUUAUACCCAUUCGCGGAGCCACAGAGGUGAACCUACAGCGAUCAGUGUCCUGCAUCUCCUCCACCUCGAGCAGCUCCACCUCCAGCAGCAGCAGCUCCAGUGGCCGGGGCAGGACCCUCAUCCGCCUGGACUACGAGCGGGAAAGGAAGGGAUCCGCCACCAGCAGCACGCCCAUCAAUACGCCGCCUGUCAUCAGUUCCACGCCGGCCACUCCACCUCCGAUGGCCUCGCCGAGCAGCGGCGGCAGUCCCACUUCCAAUCCAAGUCCGACCUUGGUACCCCAUGAGACGGAGCUCCUGAAGAUCCUGCGGAAUCCCGUGGAGGCGGUCAAACUCAACCUGGUACCCCAUGUAUGUGGCCUACGAGCUCCUCCAGCGGACUGCGGACGCUCCAAAAAAAUGCAGGCAGAUCCGUCACCAAUUGCUCCUGCGGCCAAGGAAUCGGGCUUUAUAGCCAAACUCCUGCAGGAUCCCAUGCUGGGGCAGGUGGCCGAGGGCCUGGAGACCGAGACCGUGGCGGAGCUGAUUGAGAACAGCCUGCAGAGACUGCAGCAAGCCCGCCGCGGAAUCGAUAUGAGCGGCACCAAAGACCACGACGACAUGAACCGCCUGAUCAGCGCCUCACUGCAGCGCAUCCGCCAGGAACGGCAACUGGCGCCGACGCCAACCAAAGAGGAGGACCGCCUGUCCAAUCGGGGCAGCAUCAGCUCCGCCAAUAGCUUCGCCUCUGCCCACUACGAACUCUUUGACUUUGACUCCGGAGCGGGUGGCAAUGAGUCCGACUGUUACCAGAGCUGCUCCAGCGAGCUAACGGCCGCAGGUGUCCUUGACGAGGAGUCGGUUUCGGUACAGACAUCGAGUGUCGAAAAGGAUCCCGAGCUGGAACUGGAUCCUGCCACGCGGGCUAAGUUCUAUCAGCUGCUGGUGGACGCCACGCUGGCGGAGAUCGAGCACUCCACGCAUGCGGAGCAGGAGCGAAUGGGCGGUGAGACGGAGCAUCACUACGAGUCCAUCCGGCACAGCGGAGAUCCCAUUUAUGAGGAGAUCCACGAGGUACCGCCACCACUGCCGCUCUCAGCUCCGCCCCUAAACGAUGCCGAGUUGGAAAAGAAGGCCGCCCGAUCGAUCUUCGAGGGAGCCUCCAAGUACGACAUUCUCUCCUAUCUGGUGGAUGCCAAGGAGAGAGGCCUGGCAAGGGAAGAGAGCUUUGACUAUGGGAAUAACCCGAAGAUUAUAGAGGAGGAAGCAGCCGAUACUCUCAGUGAUCUGGACAAGCGGCAGGCGGAGGAACGCGACCGGGAGCGGGACAGUGGUCAGAGCAGCAUGAGUUCCCUAUCUCCGCCACCGCACAACUUUAUCUGCGGCGGCAGCGGAGGCAAGUCCGGGAGCGAUGUGGAGCGUCAGGAUUCCGGAGUGGGCUCCGAGACAAGCAAGACAUCGCGGAGCAAGUACCAGGCCACGCCCACCGUACUCCAUCUGUGCGAGGACUGUGACGGGGCCGUGGAGAUGCAGGUGGGUGACGGUGGAGUCCUCUACGCGCCGCUCGUCUGCCGAAAGUGCGGCAAGAAGCGGGUGGAGCGCAAGGAGAUCAUCACCGAGAUCGUGGAGACCGAGGAGAAGUACGGCAGGGACCUGCAGAUCAUACUCGAGGAGUUCUGCCAUCCCAUGCUGGUGGCCGGCCUGCUCACCCAGGAGCAGCUCUCCGCGAUCUUCCUCAACACGGAAGAUCUGCUUGAGAACAACCAGACGCUGGCCGAGCGCAUGCGCGACGCUCUGGACAUGUCGCUGGAGCAGGGAGACGAUGACCUGCUGACGGUGAACAUCGGGCGCAUCUUUCUCGACUUUACCCAGAUGCUGCACGCCUUCGAGAGCUACUGCGUCCGCCAGGCGGGUGCCAGUCUGCUCCUAGCCAACCUAGAGAAGGAGAAGGAACUGCUGCGGAUUUUCCUGAAGGUCUCCCAGAUGGAGAACACCGUCUUGCGGCGCAUGAACCUCAACUCCUUCCUAAUGGUCCCCGUUCAGCGCGUUACGAAAUAUCCCCUGCUCUUGGCCCGCCUCUACAAGGUCACGCCCUCUCACCUCGAUGGCCGCGAUCUGCUAAAGCAGGCCCAGGAGAAAAUCGAACUGCACCUGAACCACAUCAACCAGGAGGCCAAGGAUGUGCCCACCAAGCUCUGGCGCCGCAUUAGCUCCUCCAGUCCGAACCGUCGCGCCUCCUGCGAAAUCGACAUGAUCAACAUCAAGCUGCGCAAGAUGGCCAUCGAUGUAUUGGAGUGGAACCAUGACGAGGUCCGCUUCGCCAUGGAGGGUCGUCUGCUCUACACGCAGCCCACGGAUAGCAACUGGAAGAAGGCGCGCACCAUUAAACUCACUCCGGUCAACGCUCUAUUGGUCACGAAUGGCAAGCCAAGUGCCAAUUACAGGGCGGAGAAGGCCGUGUCGGAAAAACUGAACUUCCCGAAGCACACGGGCAUCCGCGAGGCCUCGCUCCUGCUGGUGAAGGAGAAGUGCGGACGCUACACGCUGAUCCGGGAGCCGCUCUAUCUGGACAGAUGUGUCGUGUGCAGCGAGGCGGAUUGGGAUGAUUAUUUCGAAGUGCAGGAAAUUUCAUCGAAGGACACAUUCAUAUUCAAAGCGGAGGACGGCGUCAGGACGAAGCAGUGGUACACCCAGAUGCAGUACCAUGCCCAGGGCAUGGGGGCUUGGAGGAAGCGGCGCAACGCUCUGGCCAACAUCAUGAUCAACGGGAUGCUGGCGCGGAGCUAGCCCCGAAGGACGAAGGACGACGUAUAACUCAACAAUUGGUUAUGCAUUUAAUUUGUAUUUAUGCGCUAUUAACCAACCAGAGCGAUUUCGUUUCGUAAUUAUAAUUUAAGUGAUAUGCAAUUGAAUCGAGCACGCAUAACGCUAGUUAGUGUUUACAUAAUGCCUACGACUAUGCCUAUGCCCAUUACCUAUUACCAAUACUACUUAUCUCUCUAUACUUUAUGCAUAACCAUACGUACACACACGAAUACCCUGAACACAAUGCAAUAAAAUACCAUACAUACAUUAA